ACUACGCAAACACACCAGUUAACUCCUCAAUAAAAACAUGCUGAGCCUCUGACUUGGUUUUUACAUUUUCUUUUUACAACAAAAGCGUUUUCUUUUUUUAAACAUUAUAAGGUUAUAAGGAGGUGAGGAUCCACACGCCACUGCUUGGAGUUACUGCUGAGUUACUUCACCUUGUUGACAGUCUUUGUUUACAGUAACUGAGAAACGGGUUAACGUUGUUGAGGCUUGGAGUUACAUGGUAUUGUUCUUUCAGUGGGGACUUCCUCAAGGGAUAAAGCAGCCAGCAGACACCGGCAUAUGGAAUUCCAUGGAUGUGUAGGCUAAAGGAAGAGCUCUGUGAUGUCGUUCUUUGGUUUGGACUGCCGAAAGAAGAAAGAAAAAGAGGAAGAGAGGCACCUACGAGCAAAUGAUAGAGAAUUCAAUCUAACAUUCCAGUAUGCGACGAAUGCCAUUAAAACCUCGAAAUACAAUUUGUUUACAUUCCUGCCAAUGAACCUUUUCGAGCAGUUCCAAAGGAUUGCCAAUGCCUACUUCCUCUUUCUGUUGAUUUUGCAGCUGAUCCCAGAAAUCUCCUCACUGUCAUGGUUCACUACAGUUGUGCCCCUGAUGCUAGUAUUGACUGCGACAGCUGCCAAAGAUGCCAUCGAGGAUUUUAAUCGACACAAAAGUGACAGCCAGGUCAACAACCGGCAGGUUAAGGUCCUCAUGGAUGGACAGCUGAAAAGUGAAAAAUGGAGGAACGUUCAAGUGGGUGAUAUAAUCAAAUUGGAAAAUAACCAGUUUGUUACAGCAGAUUUGCUAUUGCUAUCUAGUAGUGAACCACUAAGCUUGGUGUACAUAGAGACUGCUGAGUUGGAUGGAGAAACUAACCUGAAGGUGAAGCAGAGCCUGACAGUUUCAGGAGAUAUGGGAGAUGACAUUGAGACACUUGCUGCUUUUAAUGGUGAGGUCAGAUGCGAGCCUCCCAACAACCGCCUGGAUAAGUUUACAGGGACUUUGAUGUUCAAGGAGCAGAAGUAUUCACUGGACAACGACAAAAUCCUGUUGAGGGGCUGCACUCUGAGGAACACAGAGUGGUGCUUCGGGCUAGUCAUCUUCGCAGGUCCGGAGACUAAAUUAAUGCAGAACUGUGGCAAAACGACCUUCAAACGGACCAGCAUUGAUCGACUAAUGAAUGUUCUUGUGUUGUGGAUUUUUGGGUUUCUGGCUCUCAUGUGUAUUAUUCUGGCCAUCGGCAAUGGGAUUUGGGAGUAUCAGAAAGGAUUUUAUUUCCAAGUGUUCCUGCCCUGGCCAGAGAGUGUCCCGAACUCUGCUUUCUCUGCGUUCCUCACCUUCUGGUCCUACGUCAUCAUCCUCAACACAGUGGUGCCCAUAUCACUUUAUGUCAGCGUGGAGAUUAUCCGGUUAGGGAACAGCUUCUACAUCGACUGGGACAGGAAGAUGUACUACCCGCGCAGUGACACGCCCGCUGAGGCGCGCACUACCACCCUUAACGAGGAGCUUGGACAGAUCAAGUACAUCUUCUCAGACAAGACCGGCACCCUCACACAGAACAUCAUGACCUUCAACAUGUGCUCCAUCAACGGGAAGUCCUACGGUGAGGUGUUGGAUUUUGCUGGGCAAAGAAUGGAAAUCACCGAGAGGACUCCCAAGGUAGAUUUCUCCUUCAACCGGCUGGCAGACCCCAAGUUUGUGUUCCAUGACCACAGCCUGGUGGAGGCAGUGAAGCUGGAAAUCCUGGAGGUGCACGCAUUCUUCCGGCUGCUCUCUCUCUGCCACACCGUCAUGCCUGAGGAGAAGGAGGAAGGUGAGCUGCUGUACCAGGCUCAGUCUCCAGACGAGGGCGCUCUCGUCACAGCUGCCCGUAACUUCGGCUUUGUGUUCCGCUCGCGCACCCCGGAGUCCAUCACCGUGGUGGAGAUGGGAGAGACGAAGACCUACGAGCUGCUCGCCAUCCUCGACUUCAACAACGUCAGGAAGAGGAUGUCUGUCAUCGUGCGCUGCCCUGAAGGGAAACUGUCCCUGUACUGCAAGGGAGCCGACACCAUUAUAUAUGAGAGACUUCAUCCUGCCUGCAAAACGCUAAAGGACGUCACCACUGAGCACCUUGACGAGUUUGCUGGGGAAGGCCUGCGCACUCUGGUCCUGGCCUAUAAGGACUUGGAGGAAGGGUAUUUUGAGGACUGGAGGGCCCGUCACCACGCAGCCAGCACAGCACUGGAGGAAAGGGAAGAGAAACUGGAUGAGCUCUACGAGGAGAUCGAGAAGAACCUACAGUUACUAGGUGCCACAGCAAUAGAAGACAAGCUGCAGGAUGGAGUGCCUCAGACGAUUGAACAGCUGGCUAAAGCUGACAUUAAGAUGUGGGUGCUCACAGGAGAUAAACAAGAGACUGCUGUGAACAUCGGCUAUGCGUGCAACAUGCUGCGAGAGGAGAUGAACGAGGUGUUUAUCAUCUCCGCAAACACAGCUGAGGACGUGAGAGAGGAACUGAGAAAUGCACGGAAUAAAAUCAAACCAGAAACCAUUGAAGCUGAGCCGAUCUUUGAAGUGAAGCAGCCCAAAAAUAAGUCAGCGGUGCUGCCUGAAGACACUGUGGAAGGGGAAUAUGGCCUUGUCAUCAACGGACAUAGCUUGGCAUACGGUCUAGAGAAGAGCAUGGAGGUGGAGUUCCUCAGGACCGCCUGCAUGUGUAAAACUGUCAUCUGCUGCCGAGUGACACCACUGCAGAAAGCCCAGGUGGUGCAGCUGGUCAAGAAGUACAAGAAAGCCAUCACUCUGGCCAUCGGGGACGGAGCCAACGACGUCAGCAUGAUCAAAGCUGCCCACAUUGGGGUGGGAAUCAGUGGACAGGAGGGGAUGCAGGCUGUCCUCUCCAGCGAUUUCUCCUUUGCCCAGUUCCGGUACCUGCAGCGCCUCCUGCUGGUCCAUGGCAGGUGGUCCUACAUCCGCAUGUGCAAGUUCCUCAACUACUUUUUCUACAAGAACUUCACCUUCACCCUGGUGCAUUUCUGGUAUGGCUUCUUCUGUGGAUUCUCUGCACAGACUGUGUAUGACGAAUGGUAUAUCACCCUCUACAACCUGGUUUAUACCUCACUGCCUGUGCUGGGGAUGAGCCUUUUUGAUCAGGAUGUGAGUGACCGCUGGAGUUUGGAGUACCCGAAGCUUUAUCAGCCUGGACAGCUCAACAUGUACUUCAACAUAGGUUCCUUCAUCAAGUGUCUGCUCCACAGCAUCUACAGCUCGCUUAUCCUCUUCUUUAUCCCCUACGGAGCCAUGUAUGACACAAUGCGGGAUGAUGGCAAAGACCUUGCUGACUACCAGUCCUUUGCCCUGCUUGCACAGACCUGCCUGCUGAUCGCUGUCUCCAUCCAGCUUGGGCUAGAUACUGCCUACUGGACAUCAGUUAAUCAGUUAUUUAUGUGGGGCAGCCUGGCCAUCUACUUCGCCAUUACUCUCACCAUGUACAGCAAUGGGAUGUAUCUCAUCUUCACAGCUUCCUUCCCCUUCAUUGGCACUGCAAGGAAUUCCCUGAACCAGCCCAAUGUCUGGCUGACCAUCCUUCUCACCACCAUCCUCUGUGUGCUGCCCGUGGUAGCCUACAGGUUCAGCCGGACAGAGCUUCGACCCACCAUCAACGACAAGGUGCGAUAUAAGGUCAGCCAAUCCAAGCACGCUCCUCCCCCGCAGGCCACCAGGACCCGGAUCAGACGGACUAGCUCUCGGCGCUCUGGCUACGCCUUCUCUCACGCACAGGGCUACGGUGACCUCAUCACCUCGAGUAGAUACCUACGCAAGAACAUGGCAACCUUCAGCCCCAGAUCCAAGACAAACGCCAAGCAGCCAGGAACAGUCCUAAAAACCUACAGGGCAGUCAAGGAUACCGUCGUUGACAAAACACUCUAAGCAUGCUGCCUUCAGCAUUUGGACAAGCCUGUUUACAUUGGGCAUGGGAGGCCUUUGGGGAGCAGGGGGACUUUGGGGAGCAGGGGGGCUUUGUUGCUACUAUACACCUACAUUCCAGCCAGCUGUAUAGCUUGUAUCUUUGUACAAUUUUAAAAGCAGCUCAGAUUGCUCUGCCUGUUUGGUGGCUUUUGAUGUUACCAUGCAGCAAUCCUUGAUGACAGCUUUUGAGCCAAGUCUGCAGUACAAAUUCACCAAUUGUUUUCAGCUUGUGAGAGCUGAGAGCUUUAUUGAGCAGACUACAAUACGUCUAAUCUGAACUCAUGCAAACGUUUGGCCAGACUUUCAGAUUGACGUGUAAAUGUUGUGUAACCUAAUUUUAUGGUCCAUAAAAUGUUGUGAACAGUUUUUAAAGCUUUUUACCCCAAAGAUUAAUUUGCACUGAUAAUUACAACAACAUAAUUAAACCGCUUUAAAUGGAAUGUACAAGUCAUUAAGUAUUUGUAUUUGUUUCUGUUAAUUUCAGUUUGCUAAUAAUACAUUGUACUUUUUGGGAAAAACAAUAUAGAGAAUUACACAAAGCACCUUGGUCUUAUUAGCAGAAAGGCUGAUUACUUAAAUACUGUAUCACUAACUUUUUUUUAGAAACUUGAUUGUGUGCCUCUCAGUCUAGCAUCAUCACAUACUACACUGAAUUGUAUUUACCCUCAUACGUAAAACCUUAACAUUUCUUUUGUAUUCUGAUAGCUGUCAGAGAAGGAUUUACAGGUAAUAUAAAAGGGUAACUGUCUGGCUGAACUUCUGUGUGCUUCUUGUAAACAACUGCGAAAACUAUUUGCAAUUCAACGCUUUAGCCUGGAAUACACUGACCCAGAAUAACCAAAGGAUUGUAUAUUGAUAUGUGUUUCCAUUUAACCAAAGGCCACAGCCUUAAGUACAUAAAAACGCUGAAAAGAAACAUCACGUUUAAAGUGGAGAUUCUCUUUGGGAAAUUUGAUUUUAAAACAAUGUAAUUUAUUAUUUUUUUUAGAUAAAAGAACGUGCAAAAGGAUAUCUGCUUUCAGUUAUUAUUUUGGCUAUUUGUCUGGAGGAGUUUCUGAAAAAAGAUGACAUUUUAAUUGUGGGUGUUGUCAAAUAUCAACAUUAUGUAUUGGUUGUCAAAUAUUAUAAAAUACAACUACAAAUGUCCAAGGAAUACUCAAGUGAAACUUUUUUUUGUAUCUUUACCAAUAUUGUUCCGUAAAUGUGCUAGUAAUGUCACAGUGAAUGGUGACAGCAGUCAUUGUUUGUUUGUUUUUUCAUAUUAAUAAACAAUGGCUAUUUAGAUGUCCAUCGAAACCCCCCAAGUAAUCUGUUUAAUUAAAUGACUGUAUACUGUUUUAUAAAACAAGCAGCCAAAAUAAAUGUUUGAUAUUUUUUUAUGCAA
Acipenser ruthenus (sterlet) is the source of this 5329-nucleotide messenger RNA. RefSeq names its product phospholipid-transporting ATPase ID-like. NCBI's taxonomy places the organism in Eukaryota, Metazoa, Chordata, Actinopteri, Acipenseriformes, Acipenseridae. The coding region runs from base 340 to 3906 and encodes 1188 amino acids. Gene Ontology annotation, cellular component: plasma membrane. The transcript has 28 exons. Gene Ontology annotation, biological process: Golgi organization; phospholipid translocation. The record is from RefSeq and is a predicted model, not a curated record. Gene Ontology annotation, molecular function: ATPase-coupled intramembrane lipid carrier activity; magnesium ion binding; ATP hydrolysis activity.